Molecule: messenger RNA, 2412 nt
Organism: Bolinopsis microptera
Lineage: Eukaryota; Metazoa; Ctenophora; Tentaculata; Lobata; Bolinopsidae
Product: arf-GAP with coiled-coil, ANK repeat and PH domain-containing protein 2-like
Exons: 14
Coding region: 105-1298 (397 amino acids)
Cellular component (GO): cytoplasm
Molecular function (GO): protein binding; GTPase activator activity
Source: RefSeq, a predicted model, not a curated record
AAGUUAAUUAAUUCAUAGAAGAGCCCAUAUAAUUGAGCAAACCCUGACUGAUUCUGGUGUCAAACUUACGGUUUCUUUCAGACAAUAGAUUAUGUCACUGUGAUAUGGGACUCUCUUUCGAGGAGACAGUUCAACACUCUCCUGUUUUCAAGACUGCAGUACAGAGAGCAGAGAAUGAAAUUACCGGCCAGGAGACCCGUCUCAACAGAUUAUUGUCAUUACUCGUCAAGAGGGAGGAGCAGACUAGACAGAUUCUAGAAACAAGCCGGCUUGUUAAUUUAGAGUUUGAACAACUAAUGGUGACCUCAACUACACCUCUAAAAGACACACUAAAGAAGUACACCUCUGCGCUGCAGCACUGGGAAGAGAGUAAAGAGCGCCACAAUGAACAGAUCAGAAUGGUCCUCAUCGACCCUCUAGUGGACUUUAUGCAAACUGACUUCAAGAAACUAGAGUUACGGAAGCAACAAUACCACACUGCAGUAAAGGAGCAUCUCAUUUGCAGCACGGAGUAUGCGGAGUGUAAGAAGGAGGAAGUUACGCGCCUGCACGCUUCUUCUACCACGCUCUUUAACGCUAACUACAACAUGACCCGCCUCGCUGCCAGGUACGUGUUACAACUGAAGACGUUCUCCUCAAAGCGUGACAUAUUCUUAACAAGCCAACUAUCAGAGCUCCUCACAACAUACCUUACACAUCACCAACUGGGAUCUAACAUUGCUCUCGAGGUGGAGAGCCAGCGAGAUACCUUUACCGAGACGCUGGUAGAAACAAAGAAAGGUCUGGAAGCAACUACAGGCGAGCUGAAGGAGGAGCUGCGCGUAGUAGUUACACGUGCUGAACGCGCCCAGACUAUGAAACUUCUUAACCUUCAACUGUACGACCUGCACAUGAACGAGGAAGCUACCAAAACAGCUGCCAAACUAAACGAGUACACUAACAUAGAGGAGAUAGCUCCCAGCAGUCCCCCAGACCAGAUACACGGUUAUUUGUGGGUCGGGGAGAAAAGUGCCGUAUUUGGACAUUCCUGGUACCGGUCCUGGUGCCGUGUUAAAGACGGCAUGCUGGUGUUGCAGAAUGCGGACAAGGGCGAACAGAGAAUAAACCUAAAGCUGUGUCAAGUGAAAUCAGACGCGUACAAUAUUAACCGUGCAUUUUGUUUCACCCUGUUCUCACCUGUGAGGCCCCUGGUAUUGCAAGCUCAAUCUUCACAAGAUAGGGAAACCUGGAUAAUGAUAAUGCACAAAGCUAUCGCUAAUGCUAUUUCAAAAGCAAGACACCCAGUUCUCUAUAGCUGAUGAUUCUAAUAAUACAAAAUCGAAAACAUCCUCUCGGAAGAAAGACAAUAUAAUACCCUUGACUAUCUUACGAGAAUUGCAGGAAAUACCGGGCAAUCUUACCUGUGCUGAUUGUGCCAAGAAGAAGCCUACUUGGGCCAGCCUGAAUCUUGGUGUGCUGAUUUGUAUUGAGUGCUCGGGGAUUCACCGCGGUCUGGGUGUACAGUUAUCACAGGUCAGGUCGCUGACUCUAGAUGCGCUGAGUGAGGAUCAGAUAGAACUACUGAGAAGUGUGGGAAAUGCUGCUGCUAAUGCUAUUUACGAGGCGGAAUUAGAUGCGGAAAAGAAUCUAACAAAUCAUGUUGAGAGAAAAGAUUUUAUUUGCAGGAAAUAUUCUGAUCUUACAUUCACUUCUUCUAAAUACCACGACAUUGUUCUAGAGUCAAGAAAGACGGGGUCUCAAAAAACUCUUGCAGCUGUCCAAACAAUGGACAAAAGAGAUUCUCUUUCUCCAACAAAAAGAGAUUCUCUUUCUCCAACAAAAGUAGAUUCUCCAACGAUGGCGAAUCAGAACAUGAAUAUCCCUCCUACGGUUGACAAUAACCUUCCGUCUUAAUCACGUUUUAAAAUAGAGUUUUAAAAUCUGACGUGAUGUUUUGCGACAGAUUUUUGCAGGAUUGCAACUCACUUGUCAUCAUGUGACAGUGAUUCCACUUGUGUUGCGACCCUGCACCCUGUACGUGUAUAAUAUUAGAAUAAACUGAGGUACGUAAUGUUUUGUGUCGUGAUUUUAUUUAGCUCUCCAGAAGGAACGAGUAAAUACAAUAUUUUAAAUAAAGAGUAAAAAUGUUAUUUUAAAUAACAUCAAUAUUUUGACUCCUUCAUUUCAUUUAAAUUUGAUGUUUUAUGAUCGUUGGUUUCAUCUUACAGCACAUUUCACAUUUGCCCAUUUUUCGCUAUUUAAGAUGAGUUUGGCAGCAAAAUAAGUAAAGAUAUCGUAUAUAGAAUUUAAAAUAAAGUCAUAUAACAUUAUGUGUAUAUAUAAAAAGAUGAUUUGUGAUUUAUGACGUUUAUGAAUUAUGAAUUUCGGGAAAUUAAUGUUGUACUGUUGAUCGGUUUGAUUUUGUGAGCUCAA